This is a messenger RNA of Helianthus annuus (common sunflower), 1200 nucleotides long. RefSeq lists its product as uncharacterized. The record is from RefSeq and is a predicted model, not a curated record. Lineage: Eukaryota; Viridiplantae; Streptophyta; Magnoliopsida; Asterales; Asteraceae. The coding region runs from base 187 to 1200 and encodes 337 amino acids. The transcript has 12 exons.
CCUUUUUUUUCUUUGUAAACCCUAAUAGACACUUCAUCGCCGCUUUCAUUCUUCUGAAUCCAUCUCUGUGUUUUCUUCACUCCAUUGAAGCCGCUUAUUCGAUUCUUUGAAUUGUGUAGGAGAAACACCGGUUUCUUUCAUCGAUUCAUUUGCAGAAUUUAGGUUCACCAUUAUUCGAUUACUUAGAUGAUGUUCUUCCUUCAGCGAUUCGUCAAUGUUCAUCAAAGUUCUUCAAUUGGUAACACAGCUAUGCCAGUAAAUCCUAAAACGCAAUUCUCCAAUCGUUUUUCACGGAUUCAUCAUUCGGGUACCAAAGGAAAUCCCGUAAAAGUUACGGCUACAACAGGCAAAAAAAAUUGGAUCCGUGCAGUGUCAAAGGGGUGUGGGUCACCAGCAGUUGCUCUUUUGAAGGUCAUGCCACCUGUUGUGUUAAAUACAUGUACGUUUCCUGAUCUUAUAUGGCAAUUUGUAUUUUUAAUCGACAUUCAUAAAUACACAAUAUUCGUUUUUCAUGGCGAUUGGUUUUCGAGAGUAAAUACAGAUCUCAAUAAGAGUGUUUGCUAUUGCUUGAUGACUAGCUUUUCAGUGUGUGGAUGUGCAAACAUGUUUAAUUGUGAAUUAGUUAUAUUUAUACUUUUUUCGCUUUCAGAUGCAUAUAUAUACGUAUUGGCAUAUACAUUUUGUGAUUUUUUUUUGCUAUGUGGUAGGUUUCCACCGGUUGUAAGGAGAGUGGUCCCUCUAAAUGGGAGAUUUGAGCACAUAGUUUCAGCCAUGACAAUUAAUAAGGGAAUAAUUCUCGGAUUUGUGCCUUCCGCUGAUUCUCAAGUAAAGGCAGCAAAGUUGAGAGAUUUUAAUAUGUCACAGGCUGGAAGUUACAUUGCUUCUUAUUGUUUAUAUUGCUUAUGGGUACUCUCAAGGAGGACUGUUGAAGAUUUCGAUGACUGGAUAAACUGGCUUCUGUAUAAAGGCGGAGUUGGGAUGUAUGGUCUCUCCUGGGUGGUGUUGGCUGGAUUUAUCAUAAUAUUCAAGUAUUCAUGUGGUCACAAAACUCAUAAACUCGACGUUAAGGAGCAUCUUUGUGUUUUAACCACUUCACACAACACCACGUUUGAUGACGUUUUUCAUGAUAGUUUAACCAUGGACGAUAGUUUAACCAUGGACUGGUCAAAACGACCCGAAAGAAUCAUCUUCCCAAACUAA